UGACCAACAGAGCCGUUUUUAGAGCUGCCAUUAGUUAUUUUGGACUCAGACUGGUCCCGAUGCCCGUUUACUAUCUACAACCCGUCAAACUCUGACUCUUCGCCAUAGCAUAGGACGUAGCUACGGUUUCAAAUAUCACAAGCCAGCACGACGAGUGACCGAUAUAGCUCGCAGUCGCAGCUAAACCAAACUAGCGCGUGCUGAGGUUACCUCACGACGGCUGCAGCAGUGAGCCAGAGAGAGCCUCGUCUGACUGGCUGACUUAAACUAGCUGUGUUCAACUAGCUGACUAACUGUCUUUAACGUGUUGUAUAUAUAACUGACUGACUUUAACUAGUUGUCCGUGUUUUGCUAGCUAGCUAGAACGUAGCCGACCCCUUUCGGGACUUGGGAGACAUCAGACAUGCCGCACACACCGAACUGGCCCCGGGAAGCUAUGGGCUUUGGCCACGAGAGAACGGCGUACUUAUUAUAGUAAAUACUUAACGGAAGGUUGAUUAAGAAGUUUGUCUGCUGUUUAACAGUGGUCGGUAGAGGGGAGUUGGAGCAAUUGUUUUGUAGCCAGUAGCAACACCAGUUAGCAGUGAAGUGUUUUGGCAGAGGCUAGUUUUAGCUAUUUAGAGCUAGCCUGUUAGCUAUUGCCUCAGCUACGCAGCCAAACAACCACCACACACACUUCAUCAACACAGCUCUCCGUGCAGGCAAGCAGCCCAGCGGGACACACAGCUGAGCAUGGGCACCUGAGGACGUUCAUUCGUGGCGGAAUUUCAAAGUGGUUUUGUGCAGUUUCGUUAGUUGACCACAACAUCAGCAGCAAAAGCAUGUCCUCGAGCGGAUUCACGGACUUGCGCGAAAAGCUGAAAGCCAUGACCCCGCAGCCUCAUCACCGGGAACGGGAGCACCCGGAACGAGACGACGACGAUCACGGUGAUUUCAUUAACCGGCUGCACAACGCGCGCAGCAAUGGCACCGGCACCAAGAAACGGAAGCGGCGCGUGGAGUCUGACGAAGAUGUCAGCGACCAGGAGGUGCGCGAGACGGAGGCGCGACGCGUCAAGAACGGGAUUCAGCAGGCGAUUGUCUUCAGUCCUGAUGAGUGUGUUCGUAUUGAGGAAAAGAUAGACGAGGUCGUUGCCCACGGUGAUGCAGGUCUUUAUCGAGAGCAUACAGUGGACAGAGCCCCGCUGAGGAAUAAAUACUUCUUUGGAGAAGGCUACACGUACGGAGCCCAGCUGGAGAGGAGAGGCCCAGGACAGGAGCGAUUAUACUCAGAGGGAGAGGUGGAUGAGAUUCCAGGUUGGGUCCAUGAGCUGGUGAUCUCUCGGCUGGUUGCUAGGGGGUUGCUGAAGGAGGGCUUCGUCAACAGUGCUGUCAUCAACGACUACCAACCAGGCGGCUGCAUCGUCUCCCAUGUGGACCCACCCCACAUCUUCGAGCGGCCAAUCGUAUCGGUCUCCUUCUUCUCUGACUCUGCCCUCUGCUUCGGGUGCAGAUUCCAGUUCAAACCAAUCAGAGUGUCCGAACCCGUGCUCUACUUACCUGUACGAAGAGGCAGCGUUACAGUGCUCAGUGGCUACGCAGCUGAUGACAUCACCCACUGUAUAAGACCGCAGGACAUCAAGGAGAGAAGAGCCGUCAUCAUACUUAGAAGGACGAGGGCAGAUGCGCCGCGAUUGGACAGCUGUGCCCUAAGUCCCGUCCCCCUCCACAUAAGCCCCUCCCACACCGUCUCAGAGCGACCAGUCAAACGCCGCAAAGCAGAUCCUGACGCAGCACACAGGCCCCGGAUGCUGGAGAUGGAUAAAGAGGAGGAUCGUUUGUCUCGAGCUCGUGGUGGCCGGAGAGACCACACUUCCCAGAGUCCUCGGGGGCUGAGGGACUACAGUAGCUCCCACAAUGCAAUUCGGCGAGACGGCGGCACACGCAGAGUCAAGAUGAGGAGACACUGAGGAGACGCACACACACACCAGCCAGAUAGAGACCCUUCAGAACCCUCCUACACACACAUGUAUAUAAAUGUUCAAUUACACACACACACACACACACACACACACGCUCACACACACACACACGUUUGUCUUGAGUUCUGAACACUUGCCACACCAACACACACACACAAGCAAAUGUUCCCGUGCACGCACACACACACACACACACACACACACACACACACACACACACACACACACCCCUCCUCCUCCUCCUCAGUCAUGGCCUUUUUGACUGUCUUCACGUUUGGACACUCAACGGGAGAGAGAGCGAGAGAGAGCUAGUGAGUGUGUGUGUUAAGAAAAUGUUGAUUUGCCAUUUCAGAUGUGAUUGAAGUUAUCCUCUUGCUGCUGUGCGUGCUUGCGUGUGUGUGUGCGCAUGUGUCGGUGCGUGUGUUUCUGUGUGUGUGCGCGUGUGUGUGUGUGUGCAUGUUUCUAGUAGGAUGUAUUUCAGUUUGAGUCUUUGAGUUGCAGCAGAGAGAGAGAUCUGAUUAUAUAUAAAGACGUCUUCUGUUCAAAACA
Engraulis encrasicolus (European anchovy) is the source of this 2510-nucleotide messenger RNA. It is a transcript of the gene alkbh5, whose product is annotated as alkB homolog 5, RNA demethylase. NCBI's taxonomy places the organism in Eukaryota, Metazoa, Chordata, Actinopteri, Clupeiformes, Engraulidae. Gene Ontology annotation, cellular component: nucleus. The coding region runs from base 822 to 1949 and encodes 375 amino acids. The transcript has 8 exons. The record is from RefSeq and is a predicted model, not a curated record. Gene Ontology annotation, molecular function: oxidative RNA demethylase activity. Gene Ontology annotation, biological process: mRNA processing; mRNA export from nucleus.